Dovyalis caffra is the source of this 1020-nucleotide messenger RNA. NCBI's taxonomy places the organism in Eukaryota, Viridiplantae, Streptophyta, Magnoliopsida, Malpighiales, Salicaceae. The record is from the annotation of a GenBank genome assembly.
AUGGCUGAUCCGUAUACCAAUUACUUAAAUGGAUGGUAUAACUUUAAUAACCACCUCCACCAUUUAUCUGCCUCAGCAUCUUCUUCCAAUUCAUCACUAUAUGCAUCCUAUGGAUGCAAUAUGUACUCAGAUAAUAAUAUUAUGAACAAUAACUCUUUCGUUCAGUACUGUCAGUCCUCAUCACCACCCUCUCCUCCUCUCAGAGAAGCUCUUCCACUUCUUAGUUUAAGUCCAACAAGGCACCAUGAAGAUCAACAGGAGUACUCCUCAUGCAGUGCCAUGGAAGUGGACAAGAACAAGGACAGAGAAGAAAGCCUCCUAUGUGAUGAUGAAACCGUGACUGUGGCUCUACAUUUAGGGCUACCUAGUCUUGGUUCUGCUGAUUUGUUCUCCAGGCUGCCCUCCACAGAGAUCUCAUCGGACAAAGAAGAAGUUACUGUUGCUUCUGGUUAUCAAACAAGCAGUAGUACUCUUAACAAGGGUCAGUAUUGGAUCCCUACCCCUUCUCAGAUUCUGAUUGGUCCUACUCAGUUUUCAUGUCCACUUUGCUUCAAGACCUUCAACAGAUACAAUAACAUGCAGAUGCAUAUGUGGGGGCAUGGAUCUCAGUACAGGAAAGGACCAGAAUCUCUAAGAGGUACACAACCAACGGCAAUGCUUAGGCUGCCUUGCUAUUGCUGUGCUCCAGGAUGCAGAAACAACAUUGAUCAUCCAAGAGCAAAGCCUCUGAAAGAUUUUAGAACCCUUCAAACUCAUUACAAGAGAAAACAUGGAAUCAAGCCAUUCAUGUGCAGAAAAUGUGGGAAGGCAUUCGCUGUGAGAGGUGAUUGGAGAACUCAUGAGAAGAAUUGUGGCAAGCUUUGGUAUUGCACUUGUGGAUCUGAUUUCAAGCACAAAAGGUCCCUCAAAGAUCACAUCAAGUCAUUUGGAUAUGGCCAUUCAGCAAAUGGCAUUGAUUGCUUUGAAGAAGAUGAUGAACCUGCCUCUGAAAUUGAGCAAGAUAAUGAAUCCACUCAGUGA